CACACUCACAGAUAAUCAGAGCAGACAUCUCAGUCUUAGGUGCUAUAACACACUAAUACCUGAUUUCUAUGUAAAGUAAAGCACUCUUCUUAUCACCUGAUCAGCACAAUAAAUCAACAGCCCACGUUGAGAAUUUAUCAUUCAUCCGUCCCAGGAAGCAAGUUUUAAGGUGCAGUAUUGAUGAGCUGGAGGGGUCCUACUGUCUUCGCCGAAUCCUUAUAGAUCUGAGUCGCAUAACUGUUGCACAGUAACGCAUUCGUCCGAUACUUCCGGGCGUUAAUGGUCGGAAUACGGCAAUGGUGGAAGAGGAACUACGCGCAGAAGAUGUUACAAGUAUUGCCGAGAACGAUGAUAAACUCGGGGACAAGUAUAAAGAAGUGACUGGGAAUGAGGGGAUGGUCAAAGAAGUUUUAGCCAAUCCAGUAACGGUUCGAGGUCUAUUUGAGCAUAUCACCGCAAUCAUUAUUUAGCUUAAAAGCGAUGUCAGAACAGUCAAGAUUUUCUCAGGGAAGUAGAAUAUUCACACCUGGCAAACUUCUCCAGGUUCUCGCCAUCAAGUUAUAAUGGUGUUUCUAACCCCAGGGUACUAUUGUUGGUGGAUGAAUAGUACAAGAGUUAAGUAUAUUAAAGUGGACGCAAUGCCUUAGGUAGUUAUUUUUCUGUCUGUAUAUUUUCGCAUGAUAUUAGCGCAUAUCUGAUAUAGGAUUAACAUGAAUGGUAGACUUUCAUGCGGAGCUGGG
Aspergillus versicolor CBS 583.65 is the source of this 740-nucleotide messenger RNA. RefSeq lists its product as uncharacterized. The coding region runs from base 297 to 470 and encodes 57 amino acids. The record is from RefSeq and is a predicted model, not a curated record. Lineage: Eukaryota; Fungi; Ascomycota; Eurotiomycetes; Eurotiales; Aspergillaceae. The transcript is spliced from 3 exons.